CAUGCAACCCUAAAUAUGUUCAGCAGCCUCCACGGCUGCACUGACAUGCCUUGUUACAUAAUCAUGCAUGUUGAGCCUGCAAAAUGAAAGCGCAAGUGGAGGAGGAAACAUGCGCAGUUGCAGCCUCGUCGGCAGCAUCAGGACCAAAAUGAUCCCAGGGAGCGCGCGAUGCAAGAAGAUGGUGCAUGUAAACACGCCGAGGGGGAUGACUGUGUCUUUUUCUCGCACCGCAGUCGCUGUACGUGCGUCCACGAAACCGACCUUUGAAUGAAUUUCGUUUGGGGACGACAAGAGAGAGAGAGAGAGAGAGAGAAAGCGAGAAAAAAAAUAACGUCUCAUUUUCAGUCGGCAGAUGCGCGCAGACGGAGCGACGAAGACUGAACGACAAUAACGACACGGAGUCAAAUCGGUUUGGCCGCAUUACGACGCGUUAAAUCCUCCGCGGGGCUGCGACGGACAACACGCGCAACACAGAAAACAGAUACCCCCCCCCACCCCCCUCCCCUCCUCUCAUGUCACCCCGCACGGCAGGCUUUCUCGUGUAAUGGUCGCGGGGUUCUAGUGGGAUGCACAUCAGUGUUUGGCCGUACUCGCUCUCCGUCGUAAUGGCAGCUCUGUACCAGGGCACGGACGCUUCCUCUCCGGAUACAUUUCUGGCCUUGAAAGACGUGCGAGAGGUGAAAGAGGAAACUACGCUGGACGAGAAGCUCUUCUUGCUGGCGUGCGAGAAAGGCGACUACUACAUGGUGAAGAAACUGCUUGAGGAGAACCGCCACGGCGAGCUCAACCUCAACUGCGUGGACGUGCUGGGCCGGGACGCCGUCACCAUCACCAUCGAGAACGAGAACCUGGACAUCCUGCAGCUGCUCCUGGAACAUGGCUGCCAGGCGACGGACGCCUUGUUGGUGGCCAUAGACUCUGAGGUGGUGGGAGCUGUGGACAUCCUCCUCAACCACAGGCCGAGGAGAUCCUCCAAGCCCUCCAUUGCAAAACUGAUGCAGCGUAUUCAGAACCCAGAGUAUUCCACCACCAUGGACGUGGCUCCGGUCAUCCUUGCAGCCCACAGGAACAACUACGAGAUCCUGACCAUGCUGCUGAAACAGGACAUCUCGCUCCCCCGGCCCCACGCCGUAGGCUGCGAGUGCACGCUUUGCAACGCCAAAAACAAGAAGGACAGCUUACGGCACUCCAGGUUCCGCCUGGACAUCUACCGCUGCCUGGCCAGCCCCUCUCUGAUCAUGCUGACUGAAGAAGACCCCAUUCUUAGGGCCUUUGAACUGAGUGCAGACCUCAAGGAGCUCAGUCUGGUGGAGGUGGAGUUCAGGAAUGAUUAUGAUGAUCUGGCGAAGCAGUGUAAGAUGUUCGCCAAGGACCUGCUGGCUCAGGCUCGAAACUCUCGAGAGCUCGAAGUGAUUCUCAACCACACAUCCAAUGAGGAUCAAGUUGACAAGAGGGGUCUCCUUGAGGAGCGGAUGAACCUCAGCCGACUCAAGCUCGCCAUCAAGUAUAACCAAAAAGAGUUCGUGGCUCAGUCCAACUGUCAGCAGUUCCUCAACACCGUCUGGUUCGGGGAGACGGCCAGUUACCGGCGCAAGCACACCUGUCUGAAGAUGGCCACGGUGCUGAGCGUGGCCAUGCUUUGGCCGCUGCUCUCCGUCUGCUACCUUUUGGUGCCGCGCUCCCGCGUGGGCCAGAUCAUCCACACGCCCUUCGUCAAGUUCAUCAUCCACAGCGCCUCCUACUUCACCUUCCUGCUGCUGCUGAACCUGUACUCUCUGGUCUACAACGACGGCAAGAAGAACACCAUGGGCCCUGCGCUGGAGAUGAUCGAUUACCUGCUCAUCCUUUGGAUCAUAGGCAUGGUGUGGUCCGAUGUGAAGCGCCUGUGGUACCAGGGGCUGGAAGACUUUCUGGAUGAGUCGAGGAACCAGCUGAGCUUCGUCAUGAAUUCCCUUUACCUGGCCACCUUUGCCCUCAAGAUAGUUGCUCACAGCAAGUUCAAGAAUGUGGAGGAAACGGAGAGGAAGAACUGGGACGCCUUCCACCCCAUCUUGGUGGCCGAGGGCCUGUUUGCCUUCGCCAACGUUCUGAGUUACCUACGACUCUUCUUCAUGUACACCACCAGCUCCAUACUGGGACCACUACAGAUCUCCAUGGGUCAGAUGCUGCAGGAGUUUGGGAAGUUUUUGGGCCUCUUCCUGUUGGUGUUGUUCUCCUUCACCAUUGGACUCACCCAGCUGUACGGAAAGGACCAGCAGGACCCGGACAAGAAUCCACCGAAGGACUGCGAGGGCAUCUUCUGCCAGCGGCAGAGCAACGAUGCCUUCCACACGUUCAUGGGCACCUGCUACGCCCUGUUCUGGUACAUCUUCUCCCUGGCACACGUGGCUCUCUUCGUCACCCGUAUCAGCUACACGGAGGAGCUGCGCUCUUUUGUGGGCGCCAUGAUCAUAGGCACCUACAACAUUGUGGUGGUGAUCGUGCUGACCAAGCUGCUGGUGGCCAUGCUCCAUAAAAGCUUCAGACAAAUUGCUAAUCACGAGGACAAGGAGUGGAAGUUCGCUCGGGCCAAACUGUGGCUCAGCUACUUUGAUGACAAGUGUACCAUGCCUCCGCCAUUCAACAUCCUCCCCUCCCCGAAGACUGUCUGCUACCUGGUGACCAGCAUGAGCAAGUGGAUCUGUUCUCACACCUCAAAGGGCAAAGUGAAGCGACAGAACAGCCUCAGGGAGUGGAAGAACCUGAAGCAGAAGCAUGACGAGAACUAUCAAAAGAUCAUGUGUUGCCUGGUUCACCGCUACUUGACCUCCACGCGGCAGAAGAUGCAGAGCACGGACCAGGCCACCGUGGAGAAUCUCAACGACCUGCGCCAAGACCUCUCAAAGUUUCGCAAUGAAAUGAGGGACCUGCUGGGUUUCCGGACCUCCAAAUAUGCCAUGUUCUACCCAAGGAGCUAAAAAAAAAAGGACUAGAUUUCACUUUCCCCUCUCUCCGGUGGACAAAACCUCUGCUUCUCGUUUUUUCUGGGAUGCUGUGUGUUUCCGAGCAUGUGCACAAACUCUGCCCUUUGAACCUGGACCUUAACUAGAAGUAUAUAUAUACGUAUAUAUUCUCCACCAAAGCCUCCCGACUCAGGCCCCCGUAUGUAUUAAUCAGCUAUUCAACCUUUUUGUAAAUAAAGAAAGCCAUUGAUUUCAUCAGAAAACUAUUUAACAAUUUAUAGAAACGUUGAUUUAAUGGCAUAAAGAACUGAUUUUGCUGACUACAAAUGCUGCUUUUUUGAUUAAUCUCUUUGAAAACUAAUCUUUGUCGUGUUUUUUUCAACUAACGAUCUCAGAAUGCCAAAUACACAAAAACGUGAUCCAUUCUCAUUUUUAGCAUAAUUGCCUUGACCUCUCUCCACAAAUCCAAUCCACAUAUUAUUGGCCAUCUUUCGCUUUCCAUUUGAAAGUUAUUGUACAAAGACAGAGAAACAUGAGGAACAUGUUAAAGGAGUUUUAUUUGGCAAGAUAGAAACAAUAAAAUAUAAAUAGUAUUCACAGA
Messenger RNA from Pungitius pungitius (ninespine stickleback), 3543 nucleotides. It is a transcript of the gene trpc1, whose product is annotated as transient receptor potential cation channel, subfamily C, member 1. Gene Ontology annotation, molecular function: inositol 1,4,5 trisphosphate binding; store-operated calcium channel activity; protein binding. The record is from RefSeq and is a predicted model, not a curated record. Gene Ontology annotation, biological process: calcium ion transmembrane transport; regulation of cytosolic calcium ion concentration. The transcript has 13 exons. NCBI's taxonomy places the organism in Eukaryota, Metazoa, Chordata, Actinopteri, Perciformes, Gasterosteidae. Gene Ontology annotation, cellular component: cation channel complex; plasma membrane. The coding region runs from base 567 to 2957 and encodes 796 amino acids.